Monodelphis domestica (gray short-tailed opossum) is the source of this 2215-nucleotide messenger RNA. RefSeq names its product persephin (gene PSPN). The record is from RefSeq and is a predicted model, not a curated record. Gene Ontology annotation, molecular function: growth factor activity; glial cell-derived neurotrophic factor receptor binding; receptor tyrosine kinase binding. Lineage: Eukaryota; Metazoa; Chordata; Mammalia; Didelphimorphia; Didelphidae.
UUUUCCUCUCUGGCUCUGGGUGACUUCUUUGGUUGGGGAUACCAGGACCCACAGGGUCAUGGGGGUUAGGAGCCAGUGUGGCCUGAGAGACCAUGUGUGCAGGUCAACUCCCUGACUUUGCAGAUAGGGAAACUGAGACCUAGGCAGGGAAAGGGUCAGACCCAGUGUCCCAGAGGCAGGAAAUGGAGCUCAGGCCUUGGGACUUUCAACCCAGUGCUUUUCCUCAUCCUUAUAGGGAUCUCCUUCCAUCAAGGGACUUAGCCUUGAGCCCAGGUGUGGAAACUUUCCUGUCUGUGUUCUGGUCCCUCCUCUCCCCAGGCUGUACUUGGCUGCUGCUGGGAAUGUCUGGGAUGUCAGGCUAAUUCUUGGGAAAUGCUUGGUAUUCCCAGGAGGAGCCUCCUGUUCCCCAUCUCGUCACCCACACCGUAUAUGGGCACGUCCAGGAGGAAGUGGACUCUUCUGAACCCCCUGUCACACCUUUGUCUCAGCCCCCCUUAAGCACAGGCCCUGCUUUCAGGGACUGGGGUUACUAGCUUGGCUCUCUUCCUAGCUAGGGAACCCUGAAAGGUCAGAGGGGAUCCCCAGCUUUCCUAGAUUUCCUCUCUCAGACACUUGUGGAAGAGCACCAAGUUCCCUGGCCUAAUCCAUGGCUCAUGCAGGAAGGGAAAAAUAUGGGGCUGUGAUGGGAUGUUUCCUGUUUUGACAUUGGAGCAGCCAGGUCUGGAGACAGGGGCAGAAUACCUUAAUCCAUCUGCUCGAGUUGGAGCCUGGAACCUAGGAGGGUUUGAGGAAGGAUUUCCCAUCAUCUGGUCACCACGUGGCUGUCCUCAAUGUGCCCCUGCUUUUGGUUUUUUGCCUUAUCCCCCUAGUUCUGCUUGAAAGAUGGGUCAACACUGUUUAGUAUGGCCAUCCUGAUUUGGGGAAACCCUUCUUGCUCUACAUAUUAAUUAGGUAUGGUAAGCUCUGUCCCAAGUUGGAGAGGCAGUGUACUCCUCUUCCUCACAACAAUCUUCAUAAUUUAAGGUGUAUCUGGAAUGUUGGGGCAGGAGAGCAGCCUUAUUUGGGAGUUGGGGGCUAGUAGAAGCCUUUUCCCUAAACUUUCCGUAGAUGAAUCUUUCUUCCUUCCCUCAGCAUUGCUGAUAGUCCAAAGGGGUGGCCCCAGAGCUAGGAAUUAAUUUGUAUUGUUGGUAAUAAUCUGGCCCCUCUUCAUGCCUAUUUCAAGGGCUAGGAUUUGUGGCAGGGCAAGGGUUAAUGUUCUGGGCCGCCCACCAAGUGAUGACCAACCCCUCCUGCUGGAGUUGGGAGAGAUAUAGUGGGGUUCAUGGAAUCCUUCCAUCUCUAGCUCUCUCACAACCCACAGCUCAGUAUGGACGGGGCACUGAUUGUGGUCACUCUCUUGUUGCUCCUGCCUCCUAGCCUUGGGGAGCUGCCUUCCGUCUCUAGAUCUCCAGGCACACAUCUGGAAGAGCGGCUCACAUCUGGGGAGUUCAUUCUGGCUCCUGGAGCUUCAGAUACUCACCUCAUACCUGGGAAGCUGCCUUCAACGCACAGGACCCAGAGGCCAUGGCUAGGGGACCCUCUGUUGCCAUCUGUUUCAAGAGCCCGGGUAUCCCGGGCACUGCCUGGGUCAGCCACUCAGUGUCAGCUGCAGAGCUUGCUACUGUCGGUGAAGGAGCUAGGUCUGGGCUACGAUUCGGACGAGAUCAUCGCCUUCCGCUACUGUGCCGGCAGCUGUCACGGUCCCCACACCCGCCACGGCUUGACGUUGGCCAGGCUUUUAGAUGAGGGCCGCGUGAUGGGCCAGUCCUGCUGCCACCCCACGCAGUAUGAGGAUGUGGCCUUCCUAGACAACGACCACCACUGGCAUCACCUUCCCCAGCUCUCCGCCGCUGCCUGUGGCUGUGGAAUCUGAAAGGCCUCCUCCUGGCUCACAGUGGCCACCAAUCCCCUCACCAAGCUAUAGCCAUGCCCAGACCCUCCCUACCUCUCCCCAGGGACUGUUGCCUCUCUUCUCUGCAGCUGGGAUUUAAACGCAUUUCUCCCGACUCCUCUGCCAGGUUCCAAUGUGCCCACCUCACCAGCAUCCUGCAGCCUCGUACCUGCUCUGCUCUUGGUAACUUGAGGGGAGGAGGUUAGGCCCAUUCUCCAGAGUGGGUAAGAUGGAAGCAAGAAAGACUUUGGGGAAGGGGGACAGAAUAAAAAGCGAGUGCUAUGA